AUGCUCUCCGCGAGAACCGUCUUCACCCGGACCGUGCGCUUCAACAAUGUGAGUUGCCGUUUAUCUUUCUGGUUAGGUUUUCUGAUAUAAAACGUAAUCGAUUGGGCAGAGGAUUUGUCUGGCCGGAAGAUCUAGUUUUAUUUCUUUUCGUUUGCAAAUCGAGAAAUUCCGAACUCUGCAGACUAAGAAUUUACUAGAGAAUAAUUUAGGGGAGAAAUAUGUCUAUAUAGCUGUUAAGGGGGGUAGCUUCAAUUGCCUCAUCUUUCAGGCUUCCCGCCUAAACAGCACUUUGGUCAUCGCGGAGCAUGACGACUCGAAGCUCGCUUCGAUCACUCUGAACGCCAUCACUGCUGCCACGAAGGUGAGAUUUCCUCGAAAAACCAAAAAAUUAGCGCAGUUCACACUGUGAUCAGUGAUUUCUGAUCGCCCCAAAUUUUUAGUGUAUUUUCUGAUUUCUCAAGUUAUUUAUCGAUUUUUCAGCUCGGAAAUGAUGUUUCCGUCCUUGUCGCUGGAGCCAACGCCACGAAGGUGGCCAAGGAGGUUGCCAAAGUGAAUGGAGUGAAAAGAGUGCUCGUGGCUCAGGAUGAGAAACUCAAGCACAGCCUUCCAGGUCAGUCCCUCAUCCCGUUUGGCGAUCCCUCAAGUUUCCCCUUCAGAGCGCGUUGCCCCAGUCGUUCUGGCCUCCCAGAAGCAGUUCAACUUCACCGCCAUCACCGCCGGAUCAUCGGCUUUCGGCCGCGGAAUCAUUCCACGCGUGGCUGCCAAGCUUGAUGUUUCCCCGAUUUCCGAUGUGACCGAAGUCCAUUCGGCCGACACGUUCACUCGCAAUCAGUAUGCCGGAAACGCUGUGAAAAAGGUGAAGAGUGUUGCUCCGGUCAAGCUCCUCACCUUCCGUGGAACGUCUUUCGAGCCCGCCAAAGAAGGCGGAAGUGGAGCUGUUGAAAACGGUACGAAAAACGUUUCGAAAGCUACUGAAGUUAUCUUUUCCAGCUCCUUCUUCUGAUAUCAAGACCGACCAAAGCGAGUUCCUCGGACAGGAGUUGAGCAAGUCCGAAAGACCAGAUCUCGCCACCGCGAAGGUGGUCGUGUCCGGAGGAAGAGGACUCAAGAGCGGAGACAAUUUCAAGCUCAUCUACGAUCUUGCUGACAAACUCGGAGCCGGAGUGGGUGCUUCCCGUGCUGCCGUCGACGCCGGAUACGUCCCGAAUGAUAUGCAAGUCGGACAGACCGGAAAGAUUGUUGCGCCGGUAAGAAGUCGUGAAAAGAGAAAAUAUCAACAACUUGCUCGUUAUUCAGGAGUUGUACAUCGCCAUCGGAAUCUCGGGAGCCAUCCAGCACUUGGCCGGAAUGAAGGAUUCGAAAGUGAUCGUCGCCAUCAACAAGGACCCCGAUGCACCGAUCUUCCAGGUGGCCGACAUCGGACUGAAGGCCGAUCUGUUCAAGGCAGUUCCGGAGCUCACCGCCGCCCUUCCAUAA
Messenger RNA from Caenorhabditis sp. 36 PRJEB53466, 1476 nucleotides. Lineage: Eukaryota; Metazoa; Nematoda; Chromadorea; Rhabditida; Rhabditidae. The record is from the annotation of a GenBank genome assembly.